UCCUGGCCCUGCCAGAGGAGGAGGCAUGGCGGCCCCAGCAGUGCGCGCUGCUCGAAGCCGACGCCUCCGAGGAGGUGGGCAUGCUGCCGGCCUCCCCGCGCUGCGCCGCCGCCGGCUUCGACAACUUCUUCCCGGUGCAGGAGGGCGAGGGCCCGGGCUGGGAGGGCAGCUCCAGCCCCUUCCUCCCUGUGAGCCCCGAGGUGAUGAAGCGGCGGCGCGGGGGUCUCAUCGAGCAGCGGGACAUCAUCAAGGCCCACGAGGCGCACAAGAUGCAGAGCACCCCGCAGGCGCGGCGCAAGGAGUGGGAAUUGAAGAGUCGUUAAAUGUCAUCAAGGGCAAGGAGACCGGCUCUCGGUGUUUUUUGGCGGUGCUGGUCAUAAUGGAAUUUACCUUCCUGGCUUGCACCUUCCUGGAUGGUGCAAAUGGGGGUGGCUGA
Messenger RNA from Phacochoerus africanus (Common warthog), 436 nucleotides. RefSeq lists its product as uncharacterized. The record is from RefSeq and is a predicted model, not a curated record. The transcript is spliced from 2 exons. NCBI's taxonomy places the organism in Eukaryota, Metazoa, Chordata, Mammalia, Artiodactyla, Suidae. Bases 26 to 436 code for a protein of 136 amino acids.